UGGCCCGCAGUAGCUUUAGCGCCUCCUUGCUCUUCCUUGCCUGCUCGGCAGCCGCGCACAGUCUAAGCGGACGAGGGUGUAAGGAAGAGAAGUUCGCGGGAACAUGGCUCGUACCAAGCAAACUGCCCGUAAAUCCACCGGUGGGAAGGCGCCCCGGAAGCAACUCGCAACAAAAGCCGCUCGCAAGAGUUCGCCCUCUACUGGUGGGGUCAAGAAACCUCAUCGCUACAGGCCAGGUACUGUGGCUCUUCGUGAAAUCAGGCGUUAUCAGAAGUCGACUGAACUUCUGAUCCGCAAACUUCCUUUCCAGCGCCUGGUGCGUGAAAUUGCUCAGGACUUCAAAACAGAUCUGCGUUUCCAGAGCGCAGCUAUUGGUGCUUUGCAGGAGGCAAGUGAGGCCUACCUGGUUGGCCUGUUUGAAGACACCAAUCUGUGUGCUAUCCACGCCAAACGUGUCACAAUCAUGCCAAAAGAUAUCCAGCUAGCACGCCGCAUACGUGGAGAGCGUGCUUAAACUCUACUAAGAUGGAUUUGCCAUUCUCAAAACAAAUAAAAUCUCUUCUUCCUGUUA
This is a messenger RNA of Heteronotia binoei (common prickly gecko), 571 nucleotides long. RefSeq names its product histone H3.3A-like. Gene Ontology annotation, cellular component: nucleosome. Lineage: Eukaryota; Metazoa; Chordata; Lepidosauria; Squamata; Gekkonidae. The record is from RefSeq and is a predicted model, not a curated record. Gene Ontology annotation, molecular function: structural constituent of chromatin; DNA binding; protein heterodimerization activity. The coding region runs from base 104 to 514 and encodes 136 amino acids. The transcript has a single exon.